This is a messenger RNA of Fragaria vesca subsp. vesca, 1674 nucleotides long. Its product is annotated as arginine biosynthesis bifunctional protein ArgJ, chloroplastic-like. Gene Ontology annotation, biological process: L-ornithine biosynthetic process; L-arginine biosynthetic process. Gene Ontology annotation, molecular function: L-glutamate N-acetyltransferase activity, acting on acetyl-L-ornithine as donor; L-glutamate N-acetyltransferase activity, acting on acetyl-CoA as donor. The coding region runs from base 61 to 1443 and encodes 460 amino acids. The record is from RefSeq and is a predicted model, not a curated record. NCBI's taxonomy places the organism in Eukaryota, Viridiplantae, Streptophyta, Magnoliopsida, Rosales, Rosaceae. The transcript is spliced from 17 exons.
GCAACGCACCGUUUUUCAAAUUCAAGUAUUCAACAGUGAUUUUCCGAUUCCGGUGCAGAGAUGUAUCUCUGUCUUCCUCACUACGUCUCUAUCAAAUUGCCUGCAUUUCACUCUCCACAGAGGGACUUUAAGCUUCGCGCGGUUUCAAUGUCCGCAACUGAAGUCGCCAAUCACGUUCCGCCGGCUCCGAUUUCGCUCCCUCAUGGGCCUUGGAAGCAGAUUCCCGGCGGAGUUACGGCGGCGGAGGGGUUUAAAGCGGCUGGUUUAUACGGCGGAUUGCGCGCCAAAGGUGACAAACCUGAUCUUGCACUUGUCACCUGUGACGUUGAUGCCAUUUCUGCUGGAUCAUUUACUACAAAUGUGGUAGCAGCUGCACCGGUGUUAUACUGCAAAAGUAUAUUAAACACUUCGAAAACGGCGCGGGCAGUUUUGAUAAAUGCUGGCCAAGCCAAUGCAGCAACGGGUGAUGCAGGUUAUCAAGAUGUAAUAGAAAGUGCCAGCGGCCUUGCAAAGCUACUUCACAUAAGACCAGAGGAAGUGCUGAUUGAAUCCACUGGCGUGAUUGGGCAAAGAAUAAAAAAGGAAGCACUUUUAAAGUCUCUACCGAACCUGGUGAAAUCACUAUCACCUGCAACUAAGGGAGCAGAUGAUGCAGCAGUGGCAAUCACAACUACUGACCUUGUUAGCAAGAGUGUAGCAAUUCAGUCUCAGGUUGGAGGGACAAGCAUUAGAGUCGGGGGAAUGGCAAAAGGUUCCGGGAUGAUCCACCCAAAUAUGGCUACCAUGCUUGGUGUAGUAACAACUGAUGCCGUGGUUAGCAGUGAUGUUUGGAGAAAAAUGGUUCAAAUUGCUGUAAAUAGAAGCUUCAACCAGAUAACAGUAGACGGAGAUACCAGUACCAAUGAUACUGUCAUUGCCUUAGCUAGUGGAUUGUCUGGAUCAACCAAGAUAUCAACCUUUAACAGUAAUGAGGCAGUACAACUUCAAGCAUGUCUUGAUGUGGUAAUGCAAGGUCUUGCCAAAUCAAUAGCUUGGGAUGGAGAAGGAGCAACAUGCCUAAUUGAGGUCACAGUGACUGGUGCAGGCAGUGAGGCUGAAGCAGCAAAGAUAGCGCGGUCUGUGGCAUCUUCUUCGCUUGUCAAGGCUGCAGUAUAUGGAAGAGAUCCAAACUGGGGACGCAUCGCCGCUGCAGCAGGCUAUGCGGGCAUUUCUUUUGAUCAAACUAAACUCCGAGUAUUGCUAGGUGAUACUCUGCUCAUGGAUGGUGGGGAACCACAAUCCUUCGACAGGAAUGCUGCUAGUGACUACCUCAGGAAAGCCGGUGAGAUCCAUGGCACAGUUGUAAUCAAUGUCACUGUAGGUGAUGGACCGGGGUGUGGUCAAGCCUGGGGCUGUGACCUGAGCUACGAUUACGUCAAAAUAAAUGCCGAGUACACAACAUAGAUUUACUCAUCUUCUCCUUCUGCCUACCCCUGACACAGUUUUCAGUCUCAUUUUCAUUUUCAAUCCAAAUGCACUUUCAUAUCGAGUUGAAUGCAGAACACUCGCAGCCUGUUAACGCAGCCAUAUAGUAUCCAGUCUGUAAGAAUUUAUGAUUAAGGAUUUUACCUCUAGUUACUAAUUUAAUCCUGUGCCAUAAAUACAAAACCUAUAUUUGAAGUCACAAAAUUUAGU